AUGUCCUUUGCCAGUAAGAAUUUUGGUGGCAGCACCAGUUUCACCAAUGUAAACCCGAAAUCUAUUUCACAGUUCUGUCCCCCUGGAGCCAAAUGGUCCACAUGCUCCAACUGUGAUGACUAUUGUCAACCGAAAAACAUAUUGUGUACAGCAGUAUGUAAGAAAGGCUGUGUGUGUACAGCGGAGGGGUAUAAGCUCUAUAAUAACACCUGUAUUCCUGCUGACCAAUGCCCCUCUGAGGUCAGUAAGCCAGGUCCCAUCCUUUCCUGCCCACGGGAUACAGAAGAAUCUAACUGCACAGGCUGUCAGGCAGAAUGUCCUAUUAAUAAUAAGAAAUGUACAACUUCAUGUCAGAGAGGUUGCAAGUGUAAAAUUGAGGGCUAUUUCCUUCAUAAUGGCGCCUGCUUUCCUCGUUCUCAGUGCCCUUAUCGCCAGCAGGAUGGAAACUGUCCAGACCACAUGCAGCAUAAAUUCUGUUCAGAUUGUGAAGAUUAUUGUCCGAUCCAUGGACAAAAAUGUAUAAAGAAGUGCAGGAUGGGAUGCGUAUGUAAGGAAGGGUUUCUGAUGCAUUAUGGGAAAUGUGUCCAUAAAUCAGGGUGUCCACAGGAAUUUUCUUUUGUUGAAUCCUGUCCUAAAGAAACCAAGUGGAAAAAAUGUGUUCCGUGCAAGGCGCACUGCUUUCCUGAAAGUGACUGUAAGAAAAAAUGCAUACAAGGCUGCAUAUGUAAAGACAAAAACUUGGUUUUUUAUGCUGGACAUUGCAUCACGCGAGAAGAAUGUCCUUUGCUUCCUCAUUAAUCCUAGACCUGAAUUAUGGCUAAACGAAGACGUCUCGAAAUACCGAGCAGACAAAACCCUUCACUACCGUCAAUCAGCUACAUUCACCGGGAACUAGCAGAAAAUUG
Molecule: messenger RNA, 905 nt
Organism: Hyla sarda
Lineage: Eukaryota; Metazoa; Chordata; Amphibia; Anura; Hylidae
Product: zonadhesin-like
Exons: 7
Coding region: 1-798 (265 amino acids)
Source: RefSeq, a predicted model, not a curated record